CCUCUCUUCUUAUGUAAAGUCUCUUCCUCAAUACUCACGAAAUCUAAGCUUUGAAAGGGGUUUUCAAUUUCAUGUCUGUUGGUUAAUUGAUAUUAUGCAGGCGGCGAGUUCGAAUUCGAGCGGCGGCGAUCUGUGUAAGAAAAUGGAUAUGGAUCGGAUCAAGGGUCCGUGGAGCCCCGAGGAAGACGACCUGUUGCAGCAGCUGGUGCAGAAGCACGGCCCCAGGAACUGGUCGCUUAUCAGCAAAUCGAUACCGGGGAGGUCCGGCAAGAGCUGCCGUCUCCGGUGGUGCAACCAGCUCUCGCCGCAGGUGGAGCACCGCGCCUUUACGCCGGAGGAAGACGAGACCAUCGUCCGGGCGCACGCCAAGUUCGGGAACAAAUGGGCCACCAUAGCCCGCCUCCUCGCCGGCCGGACGGACAACGCCAUUAAAAAUCAUUGGAACUCCACCCUCAAGCGGAAGUGCUCCUCCCUCAGCUCCGACGAGGCUCUCGUCGGCGCCGGCGGCGAUAACAUUGACUGCGGGACACAACCCGACCGCCCUCUUAAGAGAUCCGUCAGCGCCGGGUCUGGGUUACCCGGGUCGGGCCUGUAUUUGGCCCCCGGAAGCCCAUCCGGGUCCGACGUCAGCGAUUCCAGCCUACCGGCUAUGUCCGGUCCGUUCGUGUAUAAACCAGUGGCGAGAACCGGCGCCGUCCUGCCGAGUCAGAUCGAAACGGCGUCGUCUUUGAAUGAUCCGCCGACGAGCCUCAGCCUUUCUCUUCCGGGGGCGGAGUCAACGCCGGAGUCGGCGAAUCACAAAAUUGAUUCGUCUCAAGAGAAGGCUAACAAUCCCAUCCAAAUCCGGUCCACGCCGCCGCCUCCGCCAUCGGCGGGGCAAGCACAGCAGCCGGAGCCGAUGAGGAUUCCGAUUCCGGCGACGGCGCCGGCGCAGCAAGACAAGGUUUUUACGCCGUUCAGCGCGGAAUUGAUGGCGGUGAUGCAGGAGAUGAUUCGAACAGAGGUGAGGAAUUACAUGAUGGGAUUAGAGCAGCAACGAUAUCAACAACAGCAGCAGCAGCAACAACAACAGUACAUUCAGCUUCAGAUUCAGCAACAACAACAACAACACUACAAUCAGCAGCAGCAGCAGCAGCAGAAGAAGCACAAUCAGAUGGGGCUGUGUAUGCAGCAAGCUAAUAUCAAUGAGCAAUUCAGGAAUGCCGCGAUGAAGCGGAUUGGAAUCAACAGGAUUGAUUGAUUGAUUCAUUCAUUCGUUGAUUAAUUGAAUCAAUCAUCUUAUGCUGGCGGAGAACGGUAAAUUGGAGAUAGGAUGAUGAAGAUGAUGGAAGAAGAAACAAUCCCUGUUUCUUGGUUAAUCCAGACCUUUUCUAUUAAGUUAUAUAUAUAUAUAUCUAUAUAUAAGAAAAAUGAAAAUGGAGAAUAAUUCUGGUGAUGUACGAUGAGGGAAGGGAAGGGAAGGAGCUGUGAAAGCUUGCAUCUUUUGUUUCUGGAGAAUCAAUCCAGCCAUCCAUCUCGAGAGGGAAAGAAAUGAAAAAAAAAAAAAAAAAAAAAAAGUGUAAACAAGAAA
Molecule: messenger RNA, 1570 nt
Organism: Andrographis paniculata
Lineage: Eukaryota; Viridiplantae; Streptophyta; Magnoliopsida; Lamiales; Acanthaceae
Product: transcription factor MYB44-like
Exons: 1
Coding region: 95-1240 (381 amino acids)
Biological process (GO): regulation of DNA-templated transcription
Cellular component (GO): nucleus
Molecular function (GO): RNA polymerase II cis-regulatory region sequence-specific DNA binding; DNA-binding transcription factor activity, RNA polymerase II-specific
Source: RefSeq, a predicted model, not a curated record